CAUGUCGAACGGCCGACCUUGCAUUCGAAAACAGAAACACUAUUUGAAGCAGGAAUCCCUCGACUCAUCUCGCUACCAACUCACUUACAACCUCCAACUAAAAGUACGGUCAACAUACAGCCCGCCAUGCCCGCACCUAAUGAAGAAAUCCGGUCACCAGGCCACCACAUUGAGCUGGUCGAUGACAAUCCGUCACCUCGACACGAUGGCGAAGCCAGCCCGAGCCUUAGGGACAGCAAGGGCUGGGAUGGGAAGUUGCGUGUGCCCAAGAGCGCCAUUCUGGCAAAUCCGGAGGCACUCUCGGAUCCGGAGUACUCGGACGAUGACAACGUCAUACCCGGCGAGGAGGUUGCUGCAGACGAAGACCUGCUCGACGGUGAAGACUCAGACACAGACGAGAUCAUCUGCACACACUCCCGGAUCAAGUCGAUUCCCGGCCUCCGAUUAGAGCGCUUCAAACAGUUAGCCCGCAUCUGCCUGCGCCAGAACCUGAUCCAAGACAUCGAGGGUCUCUCCGGCCUGGCCCCUACCCUUCGCGAUCUCGACCUCUACGACAACCUCAUCUCGCACGUCCGCGGCCUGGACGAUCUCGUCAACCUCACCUCUCUCGACCUCUCGUUCAACAAGAUCAAGCACAUCAAACACAUCUCCCACCUAACCAACCUCGCCGACCUCUACUUCGUCGCUAAUAAGAUCUCCAAGAUCGAGGGCCUCUCCGGGCUGACCAAGCUGCGCAACCUGGAGCUCGGUUCCAACCGGAUCCGCAAGCUCGAGAAUCUCGCCUCUCUCACCGCGCUCGAGGAGCUCUGGGUCGCCAAGAACAAAAUCACCUCCCUUUCGGGCCUGUCCGGCCUCCCGAACCUGCGCCUCCUAUCGAUCCAAUCCAACCGCAUCCGCGACCUUUCCCCGCUGCGCGACGUGCCCCAGCUCGAAGAGCUCUACAUCUCGCACAACGCGCUGGAAUCCCUCUCCGGUCUCGAGCACAACACGCGCCUGCGCGUCCUGGAGGUCUCCAACAACCAAAUUUCCUCUCUCAAAGGGCUCGGCCCGCUGGCGGACCUCGAGGAGUUCUGGGCGAGCUACAACCAGAUCGGCGAUUUUGCCGAGGUGGAGCGCGAGCUGGGCGACAAGCGCGCGCUGACGACGGUGUACUUCGAGGGCAACCCGCUGCAGCUGCGCGGGCCGGCCUUGUAUAGGAAUAAAAUCCGGUUGGCGUUGCCGCAGGUGCAGCAGAUUGAUGCGACAUUUGUACGAGCUCCAUGAAUCUACCAGUUCAAGCACAGGGCAGACGGGUCGAUAGUUUCACAACGGUCCGAAACAUGAUCACUUUGUUAGAGUAAAAUAGCAUUCG
Parathielavia appendiculata is the source of this 1351-nucleotide messenger RNA. RefSeq names its product L domain-like protein. The record is from RefSeq and is a predicted model, not a curated record. Gene Ontology annotation, molecular function: protein binding. NCBI's taxonomy places the organism in Eukaryota, Fungi, Ascomycota, Sordariomycetes, Sordariales, Chaetomiaceae. Gene Ontology annotation, cellular component: cytoplasm. The transcript is spliced from 3 exons. Bases 127 to 1263 code for a protein of 378 amino acids.